CUUCAUAUUUUGUGAACCACAGAAAUGUUUUCCACCAGUUGAGGCACAAGGCAGCUGAAGACCGUUGUGUGUCUUAUCGCUUUUUGGAUUCGUUUAUGCUGAAACUCCAUAGACUCUUGAGACCACAGAAGUAGGCGCUGAAAGACACUGAACGCUCCAAAGAUGAACACCGGCGAUUGUGACAAUUUUACAGCCGAUUUCCAGUUCUACCUCCUCCCAACAACCUACUCCCUGGCGAUGACAUUGGGAUUGCUGGGCAACCUAGGGGCCCUUUACAUCUUCUUCUUCAAAAUGGACCAGAAGUCUCCUUCCAAUGUCUACAUCAUCAGCUUGGCCAUUGCCGACACCAUUUUCCUGUGUGCUCUGCCAUUCCGUGUCCACUACCACCUGAAUGACAAUGACUGGAUAUUCGGAGAGGUCAUGUGCCGGGUCACGGGGACAGUCUUCUACGCCAAUAUCUACAUCAGCAUCGCCUUCAUGACCUGCAUCUGCCUUGACCGCUACAUAGCUACUAUUCACCCUCAUAAGUACCUGCAGUUGAGAAACACUCGGUGGGCCCAAAUGGUGACGGCUGGGGUCUGGUUGGUUACUGGUGUGGCAGCCUUGACCUUCAUGGUGACCUGCCCUGCCCCUGACCUGCUGGGUACUCCUGCGACCCAAAGUGAUGGGAGAAAGCGCAGGAACUGCUUUGAGAACUUUACGCAGGACGAGUGGAAGACCAGCCUAAUGCCGUACAGCACUUUCAGCCUGGUCUUCGGUGCCUUGCUGCCCUCGAUAUUCAUCCUGGUCUGCUACCCUCUGGUGGCUCGUCGGAUUGCACGCAUCAAGACAGCCACGGCCCGUGGUGCUCUGAGGGUCAUCUAUGCCAUUCUGGCCAUCACUGUCCUCUGCUUUCUGCCCUACCAUGUGGUACACUUGCUGCAUCUCCUGUGGCGCAUAAAAGUCAUCAAAAACUGUCUGGCAGCACACGUGAUCUACAAGGUUCGGCGGGUGACCAUGGCGCUGGUCAGCAUUAACAGUGUGCUGGACCCAUUGCUCUACUACUUUGCGACAGGACGCUGCAAGUGGACCUUUAAAUUGAACUUCAGGUGGCUGAAGCUGAGGAGGAGGAGGGGUGUCUACACCAUCUCUGACAACUUAAAAGACCACUGGUGGUAAUGACUUCACUUCAGUGGUCAAUCAGCAAAAACAAAUCAAGCAGGACGGUAAACCGGGACAAACAUAUUGGGGUCUUCAAAACAAGUACACCUGGUCUUUCAUGAACUGCCUAAAAAGGCAGAGUAACUAUUGCAACAAAAGAACUAUCCAGAGUUCUUGUCUGCCCAAAAACGGGAACGCUGGUGGGAGUCAUUCAUGACCACCCGAUAGCCAAUGGGACCUACAGGCCCUAGUGGGGGACCCCGUGGUCUACUGCUUCACCAUGGGCUGUGCCAAGUGGAGCUUCAAAUGGAACUUCAGAUGGCUGAAGCCCAGGCAUCUAUGCCAUUUCUGAUGACUUGAGAGCGGUAGAAAUGAAAGACAUUUGAUAAUAUAGGGAGACUAACACAAUAUGCAAGAAAGUGUUAAAAGAGCUACACAAUGUAUUACCUAGUGAUUGUACUGCAGUGAUUUAGAGAAAUUAAAACAUCCUGAGUCUGCAUUGAAGCCAAGGUCUUGGUAUUGGUAUCUGCGUCAAAGCCAAGGUCUUGGUAUUGGUAUCUGCGUCAAAGCCAAGGUCUUGGUAUUGGUAUCUCAUGGUUAGGAGGACUACGUAUCACUCAAGGCUUGAUACAGAUACCAAUGCCAAGACCAUGGGGCUUUGAUGCAGAUUCCUUGUUGAUACUAUACUUCUUUUAAAUAUAAUGUAAUGUGGUGAUGUGCAAAAGUUAAGCAAAUUGUUUAAAACCAUUUGUCUGGACAGUAAAUACAUUUUGC
Pygocentrus nattereri (red-bellied piranha) is the source of this 1914-nucleotide messenger RNA. RefSeq names its product lysophosphatidic acid receptor 6. The record is from RefSeq and is a predicted model, not a curated record. Gene Ontology annotation, molecular function: oxysterol binding; G protein-coupled receptor activity. Gene Ontology annotation, cellular component: membrane. Gene Ontology annotation, biological process: G protein-coupled receptor signaling pathway. The coding region runs from base 163 to 1158 and encodes 331 amino acids. NCBI's taxonomy places the organism in Eukaryota, Metazoa, Chordata, Actinopteri, Characiformes, Serrasalmidae. The transcript is spliced from 2 exons.